Messenger RNA from Myxocyprinus asiaticus (Chinese sucker), 6277 nucleotides. Its product is annotated as palmitoyltransferase ZDHHC5-B-like. The record is from RefSeq and is a predicted model, not a curated record. Gene Ontology annotation, biological process: protein palmitoylation. Gene Ontology annotation, molecular function: palmitoyltransferase activity. Lineage: Eukaryota; Metazoa; Chordata; Actinopteri; Cypriniformes; Catostomidae. The transcript is spliced from 12 exons. Bases 1848 to 3824 code for a protein of 658 amino acids.
CCUGCAAUGUAAUGGGGGGAAAAAGGACUGUAAGUGAAAGGGGUAACAGAGGGGCAAUGAGUCUAAACAGGUCUCGGAGAUGUCUACCGAAACACCAUAUUUCUAAAGUUCUUCCACAGUAUGUAUAGAUAUAUUUAGUUUUCAAAGGGCAGUUUUAAUUAUUUUGUACAUUUGUAAAAGCUAUUCUAUUUAUUUUUUUAUUAUAAAAAUAAAAUAAAAAAAGUUUCAUCUGUCCAUCUGAACAAACAAUAAAACAAACCAAAACCGGUUUGACUACAUAUUAUUCUGCAUACCAUACCACUUCAAUGAUGUUGCAUCCUUUGAGCAAAUUAAUGAGCUAUUACUAAGUUGACUAAUUUGUCUAACAUCCAGAAGAGCUCUCCUGGAUGUGCUAUACCAUACUGGUGCCCUUAAAUGAUGCUAGGGCCAAAGAUGAGGAUGAGGAUGAUGAUGCCUUGUUAGGAGGGUUUAUUUUUGGUUUAUCAGACAUUGCUUUGGAUGAACCACUUGGGGAGUUUUCUGCCCCGGGCUUAGACAGAUCAGAAACCAGUUUCCCAGUCCUUAGAAAGAGAUGGAGAUCAAAUGAGAGAGAGAGGACAGAGAGAGCUGAAGCUCCUCUUCCAUCAGAUAAUUCUGCUGCUGUCUCGGGUCAGGAUGCAAAGGAGAAACCGAGAGUUCAAAUCGUAGGAUGUGUCAAUAAACCAGCCAUUUAAAGUACGCAAAGAGCAGGGACCUCCGGAGAAAAAUACCGUUUGGGCCUGCUAAUUGGAAACAAAAGAGGAAGGCGGCACUCUAGAAGCACACUCAUCAAUGUCAUCCAUGUGCUUCCGAGGAAGAAGAAGGGCCUCAUGGGACACUAUAAUGCAGGGUUAAAAUGGUCUUGGACGCUGAUGUGUCACCACGACUUGGAGUUUUCAACCCUGGACAUGGAUAAAUCACAUGCAUUUACGAUGGUGGACACACACACUCAGAUGCAGGCGUUACAUUUUUGUGUGUAAACCUCUGAAAACUGGCACAUUACCAUGUGGAUAUCCAAACCUACAAUAAUCACGUGAUUCUGACUUGGGAAACCAAUAUUUUCUGCUCUUUUUUUUGUUUUGUUUUGCCCAAAGCAUCACCUUGGGCUGGAGAAUGAGCUCUCAUUUAGGGCACAAGACAUCAAGAGCUCUGUUUUUAUAGUUUGCAUUCAAAAUUGCUGUCUUUCCUUAGACAGACUGUCCCAGGGGGAAUCAGGACUCCCAUUGAGAUUGCAAGAAAGUCAUAUUUUCUUUUUAUUUUCUUUAGUUUGUUUCAUACCAUUGUUUCAUGGUUAAAAUCAUCUUAUCUUUACUUUUUGAAGCCUUGACAUCAUGCUUACAUGCACUUAUCUGCUGUGAUGCUAUGAGAGAUAUGAAAUUGGUCUCUCAGCGAGUACCGUAUGAAUGCCUGUACUCAAACUGCUGCUUCCCUUGAGCUGUUCUCUGUGUAACAUGUGGCUUACUGGAGAUUUGCACUAAAAGAGCUUUGCUGUCACUUGAUUUUCUUUUUAUCAACCAAAUCUUGUUACAUUCAAGCCAUAUGAACUUAUUUUUGAUGAAACUAGAGCUAUUUUUAUAUUCACCGUACAGUCAUAGUAUCACAUAUUAUGUAUAUAUAUAAAUGUCAUCUAUUUUUUAUGUAUUGGCACAGACAUCUACAGAGAGGCACCUGCACUAUUUUAUGUUUCAUUUUGAAAGAAAUACGCUAUAUACGCUAAAUCCUGUGUAUAUACACUAUGUUUUGCAACAUCUGUUAUAGUUGACAUGGAUACACUCUAUUCUUACUCUCUGAGCCCUCCUGCCUUCCCUCUGGUUUUGUGACACCUUCAAAUGCCUGUGGGUCUUAGUGUGGGCGGGGCUCUCAGAGACCCCUCCCCAUCUCGACUGUUCCACCCCAGUCGCUACGUGCCUGUGUCUGCAGCAACAGCCUUCCUUGUUGGGGCCACAACUCUGUUUCUCUGUUUUACGUGUCCUUGGCUAUCAGAGCGUUUCUCUUCUUCCAUUCUGCUUUAUAAUGUUGUGGUCUUCCUCCUCACAUUGGCCAAUUUCUGUAUGGCCACAUUCAUGGACCCGGGCAUCUUUCCCAGAGCUGAGGAAGACGAGGAUAAAGAGGAUGAUUUCCGUGCUCCACUUUAUAAGACGGUGGAGGUGAGAGGCAUUCAGGUGCGGAUGAAGUGGUGUUCCACGUGUCGCUUUUACAGACCACCUCGCUGUUCACACUGCUCCGUUUGUGACAACUGUGUGGAGGAAUUUGACCAUCACUGCCCAUGGGUGAACAACUGCAUUGGCAGGCGGAACUAUCGUUAUUUCUUUCUGUUCCUGCUUUCUCUCACAACACACAUAAUGGAUGUGUUUGGCUUCAGUCUGCUCUACAUCCUCCAUCACUCUAAACAACUGGACCAAGUCAACUCUGGAGUCACUAUGGCAGUGAUGUGUGUAGCUGGUUUGUUCUUCGUCCCGGUUGCGGGACUCACUGGGUUCCACGUUGUUCUUGUAGCCAGGGGGAGAACCACCAAUGAACAGGUGACUGGGAAGUUCAGAGGCGGCGUUAACCCUUUCACGCACGGAUGUUUCAAAAACAUUGCACACGUGCUUUGUAGUUCACAGGCUCCCAGGUAUCUUGGUCGGUUGCGAAAGACUCAUUCUGUCCAGGUUCAGCCGCCGUUUCUGCGUCCCCCUCUAUAUGAAGCCCAGCUAGCAGCUAAAGUCCUGGAUAACGGCAUCCAGCAGUCUAAAAGUAGUCUGGAGAUAAUGGAGAGCCAGUCCACUGAUGCUGAUCCCCCUCCACCACCCAAACCAGAGCACAGAUACCCAGGACUGCCUCACACACAGAAUGAAGAGUGCAGCUUGCUGACAGAGGCUCCGCCCACACCUUCAUUGUAUAAAUACAGGCCGGCUUACAGCAGCCCAGGAGAAAACCACACAGCAUCGACACAUUCCAGCAAGAUGAGUCGAGGGAAGAGUUUGACCGAGUCUCCCUCAGUCGCUAUCACAACCGGCCAGCCCAGCUACCUCUCAGACCCUAGUUUUUCAAGCCAGGGGGGUGCAGGGUGCCAUGGGGGAGGGGAGGGGGCUAGAGCAGGCUCGGGGGGGCUGGGUGGGGCCUCUGCGUUUGCUGGGCGUUCUUAUCCUUCUUUUACUGAUACCCUCCUCCAAUCCGCAGCAGUCUCUUGCUCCUCCAGCCUCCGCUCCGCCCAUACGGCUCACAACACCCUCGGGCCACUUAUUUCUGAGGGCACGACCUCCACUAGUUAUAAGAGUUUAGCCAAUCAGACGCGCAAUGGCAGCCUGUCUUACGAAAGUCUGCUGACACCCUCCGAAAGCCCAGAGUUUGAGUCUGCUGCUCAUGAGCUGUCCCUGCCCAGACCACACCCUCCGAACUCUCUUAGCACAGCACCAGGGGCUCCACCUAUUUUAGGGUACACUUCCCCUUUCCUGUCUGCUCAGCAGAGGGAGGGGUCUCUCCAGGCCUGCCCUGCCCCUCUUAGACCUUCCCCUAAUAGAUCUUUCCAGCGCCCAACAAGCUCACCCCCUUCUCGGGCUCCACCCCUUUCUCCUUGUGCUGGCUCAUUGGGCUCCCCUCCUACUGGCCCUGCCCCUGACCAUAAACCUUUGGGCAAAUCACUGUCCUACGCGGGUGGUGCCGAAUUACAACACCGCCCAGCUAGCUCAGGGGGCGGGACUCCAAUGCCGAACUCGACUCUUAGACAGAACGUGGCCAAUCAUAACACCCACUCACACAAACCUGCAGGAGGGGUGAAGAAAGUGACUGGUGUUGGAGGAACAACCUAUGAAAUUUCAGUAUGAAUGACUCAAACUUAAGAAUCAGGAUUCACUCAACAGUUUUCAACAUCGAUCAGACGGAUUCAGGGCUGCUCAACCACACAUGCAAAAAAGCAUACAAGACUUCAUCAGUCACUUUGGAGGACAUAAUCCACGAAAAUGGACCAGUGAAGAUGAGUCUUACGGCAUUUUGUUUUCUGAAUUUCAAUAUGGUACACAAAUCCCAACUUUUUUAGUUAUUCAAAGAAUUAUUUGGUACCAAUUUGUACACUGGACUGUUCAAUGAUCUCUGGACAUUCAGUCUUAAUAGGUGGCACCAUGUGAGGCACACGGUCAUGACUAAUGACUGAUGUCUCUUUGACUUCAACAGAGACCACAGGCCACACAACAGUCAACCAAUUAGCAUUUGAAACACUUACUAUAUGAAUCAUUUUCAGUCUUCAUAUUCCACAGCUUUCUUUGUUAGGCAGAAUGUUUACAUUGUUUACAUUUCCAUGCAAAGUGAAUGAGGACAGCCACUGUUAAGAUCCAAAAGUGACCUAUAGCACCUUGUGUGAUGUAUUCCAAGACGUCUGAAGCAAUGCCGUAACUUGUUAGAGGAACAGAGCGAAAUGUAAAUUGACUGAAUAUCUCCCCCUUCACCCCAGCUCUCAAAUCUCAAUGCCGUUCGGUAUCAUUAAUUUCAAACUUGGGAUGGCAUAACAUAUGACUUUGAUAACAAUUCAAGAAUAUAGGAAUAUAGAAUUUUCAUUUUUGAGUGAAAUAAUCCUUUUUAUCUCUUUUCUUUGGUCCAUGUUUUUUUUCAGAAUAUAAUUUUAUACAGGAACAGAUAUAUUAUUAUAAGUAUUAAGUUUGAUAAAGAAGAUAGUAAUAAUAAGAUGCAGGCUUAUGAUGUGUGAUUGUUAUUUAAGUGGUGUUUGUCUCUAUGUAAAUGGCUGCAUCAGCCAGAUGGAUUUUUCAGCUAAUGAGAUGAGUCUGAUCAUGGACCCUGUUCCUCUGAUAGCACACUUGGUAGGAGUGAAUGUAUCUAUAAAGACACACCAUUCAAGUUACUAGAGCACAAAAAUGUUUGGUGGAAGGUUUUUGUUAUCUUAAAUACUAAAGAUAUAAUAUGCAAAAUGUAACUUAAACAUUGACGUGUCCAAUCAAGAGCCGUACUCUCUUGGUAGAUGAUCGGCCAAUCACAUGAGAAUUUAUUUAUUCAGUCAGAGGAGGCCAGUUCUCUGGAUCCCUGCGAGUACAUGCUGGAUGCACAAUCAAGUAGAUGGUGACUUUGAAGCAUAAAUUAAUUCUUUUAUGUUGUUUUUCUUUUUCUCUUUCUGAACUUUUGUUAAAAUAAACAGCCAGAGUACAAGCAUAAUUCCAUUCAUUAUCUCCUCAUAGGUAUAUAAGGUUUAUUGUGUUUGUGUGAGUGAUUUGAAUGAGUGAGAGUGAAAUUAUGUUAACUCACCCGACUGAUCUAUAAGAACACAUUCCAACUAUAGUUUUGGUUCAGCUAAGAGGUUGCCUAUUUUUGGUUCACAUGUUUUGUCUGGCUUUUGAUGUUUAAGAACCAGCGAAUGGUCAGUGUAAGAUAUAAACAGCUUAAGAGACACAUGCGAGUGAUUUAUAUAUACAUAUAUAUAUGUCUUUUGACAUUUCCACCAUGGCCUUACGAUGCCUUUUUAACUGUAAUCAAGGGUUUGAGAAUGGUCAGUCUGCAUAUUGGCUGUGAGAGGUGAUGGCUAGAGGAGUGUUGUGUUGAGUUUUAGGAGAAGAAUGCAGACUCUUUUAACCCUUCCUUUAAUGCCACUGACUCUGAGUCACAUGAGCAACACAUUUUCAAAAGAAAAAUAAAUAAUACAAGAAAAAACACAAGCCGAGUUUCCUCAUUUCAAACCAUGAACAUGUGAAUGAAUGCAUUUAUGUUCCUUGCAGCAUCUUUAAGUUUUUAACUUAAAAGAAAAACACUUAAACCAUUAAAAACUUUAAAUACAAGGGUAUAUACCACUAGCACAAUUAUUAGUGUUAAUUUUAAUUAAUAGUAAUUGAAGGAGUAUUCCGGGUUUAACCCUUGUGCCAUCUUCGGGUCAUUUUAGUCUUUUUCAUUUUUGUUUUUUCUAUCAUUUUGGCUGUGUUAAUGCCAACGGCAUAAAUUUUGCCAGAGGUGCUUAUUUUGGGGGGAAUUUUGAUAUUUCAUCCUCAGUUCCUAUAAUACAUCUAUAAUACACUGUGUACACAAAAUAGUUACACUCAGGACCUUCAGGACAAAAAUUUCCCCAUUAAAACUGCAAUAUUUGAUCCCAGUGCCAUUAAAGCAUAAAAUCACGAAUUCUAUGACAUUAUGCUUUCAUUCAGGAGCCCUGGAUUCAAAAUUAAAAAUGUUAAUAUUUUCUACCAGAUGGUGCCAUUUUUAUCAUUUUGAGCCUAUGGAGCAAACACAUGCUUUUUUCCUAUUUUCUGUUUGUUGUAUUAUAGAGCACUGCAGGACAACUGAA